UCAGCCCGGGCUAAGCUGUUGCUGUAUCCUAGAAGCCCCGGUCCGUAGCAACAGGAAACCUUGGUAUAAAAAGCCGAGUCGCAGGGGAAACCCUCCUAAGUGUCUCUCAUCUGCAGCAUGACCAGGACCGAGAGCCUGAGCGUGUGGACUUAACAAGACAAUGCCCAGCCUAAUCGACGAACCACCCAACGCGCAGCACUUCAUCAUGGACAGAGAUGACAGGAAGAGAAUCGGAAAGAACUUUAUGUGCCGACUGCAGUGCAUGUUCUCCAACUCAUCAAGCUCGGAGAGCAGGCUAAGUUUAGAAGAUACCCAACAAUGGUCACAGUCACUGGAAAGGCUUCUCGAGUCUAAAUAUGGGUUGGCCACUUUUCGCAACUUUCUGAAAUCUGAAUACAGCGAUGAGAAUAUUGAGUUCUGGCUCACCUGUGAGGACUACAAGAAGAUUAAGUCUUCAUUCAGAAUGUCUUCAAGAGCCAAGAAGAUUUAUGAGCAGUUUAUCAAAGCAGAAUCUCCUAAAGAGAUCAACAUUGACUAUCAAACCCGAGAGCAGAUCAAACGAAACGUAAAGACUCCCACCGUGCACAGCUUCGACGACGCUCAGAAGAUCGUUUACGGGCUGAUGGAAAGAGACUCGUACCCGCGGUUCCUCCGCUCAGACAUUUAUAGAACUCUACUGGAAAACCUCGCAGCCGACGCCACAAAGGGAUGAAAGCGCCACCGAGGGAAGAGAGAGAGAGAAAGACAGAGAAAAAGGACAUGAAACCCAUAACUGGAAUGUUUGAGCUCCUUCAGGAGGAAAGGCCCAGUAACAAAGGAGGAGCCGCUGCGCGCCACACCGACACCUACGGAGGCCUUGCACCUCGCCACCGGCGGCACCGGGUCCAGCAGCAGAACCCGUGCCUCGGUCCCGCCCUGGGACGAUGGACACACUGAGCACGUCACACCUGAGGACUGGGUAACGAGGAGAAGAACAAACAUGACCGGCCCUCAUGGCGGUGAACCUGCAGUGUGUGUUUGCACUGGGUGAUGAGUCUUGUUGACAAAUUGAUCGCUUUUUGACAGUGAGUGAAUCCGUGAGGGGACCAUCGUGCGCCAACAAAGCAUGCAGCCGACCUCCUUUUUUUGCAGACGUGCUUCCUGUACAGAGUCAGAGGAUGUAAAAUGCAACAGUCACAUUCGAUUAGCUCUGUGUGUGUGUGUGUGUGUGUGUGUGUGUGUGUGUGUGUCUGACAGGGUGAAGGUGAGUAUUUAGUUAUAGCUUUUAACUUCCACAUAGAUUACAAAGAAUUUAGCCAAUUAUCUAAUGACAGCACUGGGGAAGACAAAGAAAUCCGAUGCAGAUCGGUCACUAAUCCCCAAUUAGGAGUCAUUGGUGAUAUAUUUCAGAAGGCCACUUGAUUGUGCAAGAAGCACUCUGGAACACUUCAAAUGGAGAUUCUUUGUUGUUUUAAAAAUAUCUCUCUGAUUGGACCGAUGUCUUGAGAUUUAAGCUGCCUGUUGGGGUAUUUGGUGUAAUAUUAAAUAUAUGUCUGAUAAGUAGGUGGUGUUCCAAAAUACACAUUUAAUCUUAUCAGAACAUACCAUAAUCAUGCAUAUUUCACCACAGAUACGUAAUAGUUCCCUUAUAUGGCCGGUAUUCUGUGAUCAUAUGUGAAGAAAAAAGGGGAGGGCAUGGAGUUUUCAUUGGUCAGCACACAACUACUGGCCAGUCUCUCAUUCCAAACAAACUUCUUCCAUUACUGCAAGUUUCAAGAGUUGGUAUUUUGUUUGAUAAACAAUUUUAGUGGAAUUAUUCACCUUGCAUGAUGGGAUAUUAAACACCUUUGCCUUAUUGUUGCUUUCCAAAGCAUGUUGUUUGAAUGUAUUCCAAAGGGUGAAUUGUUUAGUUACUUGAAAGGUUAGUAGUGAAUUAUUUAUUAUUAGUCAUCACCAUUUGAGUACAAAGUGGUUUGCUGUGUUGAAGUGAUUGUUAAAAUAUUAGUCAUUUGAGCGACAUUAAAUUAUUUGAAUUGCCCACUUGAAA
Gasterosteus aculeatus aculeatus (three-spined stickleback) is the source of this 2026-nucleotide messenger RNA. Its product is annotated as regulator of G-protein signaling 21. The record is from RefSeq and is a predicted model, not a curated record. NCBI's taxonomy places the organism in Eukaryota, Metazoa, Chordata, Actinopteri, Perciformes, Gasterosteidae.